Bursaphelenchus okinawaensis is the source of this 718-nucleotide messenger RNA. The record is from the annotation of a GenBank genome assembly. Lineage: Eukaryota; Metazoa; Nematoda; Chromadorea; Rhabditida; Aphelenchoididae.
AUGCCACAAAGAUCUCUACUAUUUAUUACUUUGGCAAUACUCAUCGAUAAGUCUUUGUCAUAUGGAAAGAAACCGUUUGCUUAUAACGAAACUGAUGUAAAUCGAAAUUAUGAGCAAGUACGAAAGGAGAUCAACACAUCUUCAUGGGAGUAAGUACUAAAGUUUUUUUUAUUAUUUUAUUUUUUAAGAUAGCAUGAUCUACUGAGUAUAGUAGGACAGAUUAUAAAUUGUUGGGUAGGAGAGGAAAAUCUCGACGUAUUCUUUAUACAGGAGUUCUACUGCAACACCUUCUUAUUUUAUAUACAAUCAAAGUUUUGUCAAAGCAUUUUCAUUCAGAUCUUUUUAGCGUGAUACUAAUAUUGAUGAUAAUCAGCGUGAUAAUCGUGAUUAUCGCAUGCGUAUGGGACAGUUGCAGGAAACGGCCAAAAGAUACUGACAGUCUACGGAGAGAUAGCUGUAAGUCUUGAUAAAUUUCGUGCAAACUUCAUAAUGAAAAAAUAACUAUGUACUGUUAUCAGACGUAUUUUACAUUGUAAAAACAAUGCAUACAAAAAAAUUUAAAAAUAUAAUUUUUUUUGUUACAGUAACCCUUAGGCCACCAGAGAAAAUACGUCACAAACUGACGGUUUGUGCUUUACCAGACGGUGCUGACUUUACCGUGCCAAUUGUGACAAUACAAGAUGAAAUAGAGAGCGAUACUGAGUCGGAUGGACACUAG